GCUGCCAAUACAUCUCGCGCCCUGGACCAAAACGAUGAUUACAUGCGAUAUGGUCGGCAGAUGAUCAUCCCAGAGUUUGGCCUGCCAGGUCAAGUGACACUACAACGAUCAUCGGUUGCAGUGGUUGGUGCUGGCGGUUUGGGCUGUCCUGCCCUGCAGUACCUAGCCUGUGCAGGAGUAGGGACUCUCGGCGUUUUCGACGGCGACAUUGUAGAGCUGUCGAACCUUCAAAGACAAGUUUUGCAUACCGAGGCUCGUCUCGGCAUGAAUAAGGCUGAGUCCGCCGCUAAAGCCAUUCAACAGAUUAACUCCAGGAUUAAAGUCAAUGUUUAUCCGCAUCACCUUAUAUCCAGCGAUGCAGCGUCACUACUGGCCGCGUACGAUGCAAUCUUGGACUGCACCGACAACGCACCUACGCGUUACCUAUUGUCUGACACCGCCGUUCGCCUGAGGAAACCGCUCGUAAGUGGUGCUGCUCAGAUGCUAGAAGGCCAGCUAUGCGUCUACAACUUAGACAAUACUGGACCCUGCUAUCGUUGCCUCUUCCCUAAACCUCCUCCUGCUCAAGCAAUGGGAUCAUGCGAGGAGACAGGUAUACUCGGUGUCGUCACUGGUAUCAUUGGCAGCAUGCAAGCUCUGGAAACGAUCAAAAUCCUUACUGGACGCCAUGACGGCAAACCGGUCCUUCUAAUAUAUUCGGCCCUCGGGAGCCCUCCUUUGCGCCCCAUCAAACUCCGAUCGCGCUCUCCAAGCUGCAUCGCAUGCGGCUCGUUCCCAUCUGCAACACCGGAAAGUGAUUAUGUCGCGUUUUGCGGUGGUCCGACUCCAAAUUGGGUUUCGGAAGGGUUGAAUCCAGGCGAUGCAGGGUCGAGGAUCACAGCAUCAGAGUUGGGUGAGGCACUUCGCGUGAAACCCGACAGCACCGUGAUCGACGUACGCCCUCCCACGGAAUUCGGCAUAUGCCACUUACCAGGCUCUACGAAUAUACCCCUGAAAGACAUCGCAAGAAUAGGGGAAGCCGUCGAGAAUCGCUCGCCCAAGUCCCCGAUAUUUGUGGUCUGCAGGCUGGGAAACGAUUCACAGGUGGCAGCCUCGAAGAUUAAGGAAUUGUGUCCAGAUGCCGUCGUCAAGGAUGUUAUCGGGGGUCUAAGGAGCUGGUCCAAAGAGGUCGAUCAAACCUUUCCUAUAUACUAGUAAUAUAACAUGCAAUGUCGAUAAGGACCUAUGGUACACUGAGUUCAUCGGUCAUAGUGCGCAAGACCGUCAAGCCCAUCAGUUGUUCACUUCUUGCUAAGCUUGAGCCACUUGGGUAUUUUCUUCUCCCCUGAGUUUGAACUGGACCCCUGGCCCGAUUGCGCUGCAGGCAGCGGUCGUGUUGUCUGUCUAGACGUGGAAUCAUUGUUUUCCCUGUCGAAGUCAGGCGGAGAGGGAAGAUCGAUGGCCUGCGCUAGCACUUCGUCUGCUAGUGGCGCAGGUACGUUGACAUGAUUCAACGCGUCAUCGAAGAACUUGAUAUAGAGAACGGACGAGGGCGACAAAUGUAGGUCGUAAAGAGACAAAUCGCGCACUGCCGGAUCGGACACCUUGAGUUCACGCUUGGGCGGGGUUUGAUAAAGGACGAACUUGAUAGGUUUGACGUCCUCCCUCAGGCAGCUCCGAACGAAAGCAUAAACAGGCUUGAUUUUGAAGGACGAUGGAAAUGUUUUCUCGAGCUGCGUCCUGUCCAUGAACCUGAUUCUAAUCGUUGUGUUCGGCCACCGUUCCUUCUUCGGUUUUUCCUUCUCGUCUCGGAGAGCUUUUGUCAGAAGCGGAGCAUUGUUCAGGGCUUGAGAGCGAGCGGCCAGCGAUGAUUGCGCAGCUUUCAGAUCCGCCGCGGUAGGGGUAAAGUAUGACUCAGGAAGAUUCUCUAAGGGUAAGGUGGCAGCAUCACGAGGCGGCCGGUAAAGCUUGAAAUCCGUGGGCGUAUCCGAGGAGCUCGACAUGGCUGAGACAGAUGAGGGUCCCGGAGAGUCUAAAGAGUGCUCUUGAGGGAGUGCAGAAUUAGGUGGUACCGACAUCGUCGAAGUGUUCUUAUGGUAGGGGUAUAGCC
Messenger RNA from Punctularia strigosozonata HHB-11173 SS5, 2089 nucleotides. RefSeq lists its product as uncharacterized. Gene Ontology annotation, molecular function: thiosulfate-cyanide sulfurtransferase activity; adenylyltransferase activity; URM1 activating enzyme activity. Gene Ontology annotation, cellular component: cytoplasm; cytosol. The record is from RefSeq and is a predicted model, not a curated record. Gene Ontology annotation, biological process: protein urmylation; tRNA wobble position uridine thiolation. The coding region runs from base 43 to 1194 and encodes 383 amino acids. The transcript has 13 exons. NCBI's taxonomy places the organism in Eukaryota, Fungi, Basidiomycota, Agaricomycetes, Corticiales, Punctulariaceae.